Strongylocentrotus purpuratus (purple sea urchin) is the source of this 4270-nucleotide messenger RNA. Its product is annotated as core histone macro-H2A.1. The transcript is spliced from 7 exons. Gene Ontology annotation, molecular function: structural constituent of chromatin; protein heterodimerization activity; DNA binding. Gene Ontology annotation, cellular component: nucleosome. The coding region runs from base 139 to 1272 and encodes 377 amino acids. The record is from RefSeq and is a predicted model, not a curated record. Lineage: Eukaryota; Metazoa; Echinodermata; Echinoidea; Camarodonta; Strongylocentrotidae.
GUUCGCAAAGAUAAAUACUAGUGUGUAAUCGCAGCGUAAGGCGGCUCGAGGCAGAAGCACACGAAAGGAGCUCAGAAAGCACCUAUUUUACAAUCUUCCCUGUCUUUUUGUAGGUGUUUUCUCGAUCAGAUUGCAACUAUGUCUGCUAAGGGAGGUGCCAGAGGAGUGCAUUCGGGGAGAGGCGGGAAAACGAGAGGAAAAUCCACCUCUCGGUCAGCGAAGGCUGGAGUUCUCUUCCCCGUCGGCCGUAUGGACAGAUACCUGCGGAUGAGCACCCACCACUACCGCAUAGGUUCGGGCGCUCCAGUGUACCUCGCUGCGGUGAUAGAAUACCUCACUGCUGAAAUUCUCGAGCUGGCCGGGAAUGCGGCCCGGGACAAUAAAAAGGCUCGCGUUACCCCGCGGCACAUCCUCCUGGCCGUCGCUAAUGAUGAAGAGCUUCACCAUCUCCUGAAGAACGUGACGAUCGCAAGCGGGGGUGUCCUGCCUCAGAUCCAUCCUGAGCUUCUGAUGAAGAAGCGGGGGUCCAAGGCCAAGUCGGUCUUUGACUUCGGUCAGAAGACUCCUGCUGCGGUGCCGGUGCCGAAGAAACCCAAGACGCCAGCGGAGAAGAAGCAGCUGCCUGCUGUCAAGAAACCGGUGGUGAAGAAAGCUGCACUAACUCCUAAACCCAAUGCAGCUGUGAGCAAGGGAAAGACUAUUUCUGGAAAGUCGAUUCUGGGUGAGAAAAAGUUAUUCCUUGGACAGAAGCUAACAGUUGUCAAAGCAGAUCUGACUGAAAUCACAGCUGACGCUUUGGUCCAUCCUACCAACUCAACCUAUGCAAUGGCUGGAGAAGUAGGGAGUGCACUAGAGAAGGUAGGAGGUAGAGCGUUCGUGGAGGAAGUGGCAAAGCUUCGUGCAGCUCAGUCACUAGAUAUAUCUGGAGCUGCCAUCUGUCCUGCCCACAACCUCCCAGCCAAGUACGUCAUUCACGUCAACAGUCCCAGCUGGGGAGGGGCCAAUGCCGUCAGUAACCUGGAGAAGUGCAUUAAGAAUUGCCUGGCCCUCGCAGAUGAGAAGAACAUCACAUCCAUAGCCAUUCCAUCCGUUAGUAGUGGCAGGGCUGGUUUUCCAAAGCAGAUUGCAGCUGAGACUAUCCUCCGCACGAUCAGCCAUUACUUUGUAUCCGUCAUGGCAUCCUCUCUCAAACAGAUCUACUUCGUUCUCUUCGACCAAGAGAGCGUCGAGGUCUACGUCACCGAACUCAACAGACUGGAGCCUGAUCAAUGAGGGGUUCGUUCGUUUGGACCAAACAUAGGUGAUGAUAGCGUCUUAGCCUAGUUAUACAUGUUUGUAUAUCUCUUUUUAGUGUAAUGUUGAUGGAGUAUGUCGGAAUGGCAGUAACAUGCGAGUCAGUGAUUUGUAUAAAAAUUCCUUGAGAAUCACUGCUGUUCCCUUGGUGUUGGCGUCCAUAUCCCGAAGCCUGUUAGGGUUGUUCUAAUUCAAGAGAGAAAGUCUAUAUUUUGCAUCAAAAGGAAGAAUGUCGGUAUAAAGGCUUCAGAAAUUUAUUCAGAGGAUAAGGAUAUGGUGUCAAUUUGCGAGUUUGGAUUUGGCAGUUUGAAAUUUCCUUCAAGAAAAGUAACCAUUGUUUGGUUGCAUAUGUACAUUGGGCUAUUAAUUACCUCAAUCUCCUCAAUUUCAUAUCUUAGCCAUUCUAAUUACCUCAUGUCCUUCUCAAGCUUAUGAUGAAAUCCUGGUUGAUGGGGUGUAUGCAUGAUAGUUAGAAAAUGUCCCCCAAAAAGGGGGUACUUUUCUGAAAUGUUGUGGAUUUGAAGAAGGGUAUGGUUCUGUUUAAGAGCAAGAAAUUUCAUGAAAAAGGGUUGUUAUAUUUCAAAGAGGAAUCCGCAACUCAAAUUCCCCCCAAAAUAGGGUUCCUUGUGAAUUUGUACUCGUUGAGCUACCAAACUAGGGUUAAAAGACUAUUUUGUACUCGUUUGGGGGCGAAAAGCAUCCAAAUUUGUGGGAAAUUUUCCACAAGUAGCGUGUCAUUUUCGACUCUGCUAACGAUCUUGCGUUACCCCUUUGAAUAUGAAGUGAAACUCCUAUGGAGGAAACGUGGGUAGAUGUGAAGAACUUGUGUGAUAUGUGAAUAGGGAAAGGUUUUCAGCUUGGAUGUGGCAUCUUCCUGUACAGUGAAAACCUGUUUAUUGAAGCUAAUUUUAAUGCUGCAUCUUAAAGAUUAAAAAAAUUGUCAGUUUCUUGAAAUAUUGGAACAAUCUUCUCUGUUGCUAGGAAAUGGUAUUGCCCAAAUUUACUUUCUAAUGUUAGGAGUAUUUUCAACCAUGAUACACAACAGAUUGUGAAUAUUUAGCUGAUUUGUGGUAAGUUCUUGGAAUUUACUAUAAUCAAGUUAAAUCCCCCAAAAUUAUUGGGAUAGAGAACUUCUUGCUCUUAAAAAGGGGACUUGCUUCAUACAGUUUAAUCUGUAUUUAUUUCAUUAUCCAAGCCAUUAACAUGAGCUAUAUUUUGUAAAUGAUUGUAGUGUAUGAAAUAUUUUUUGUAUGAUGUAGUAGCAAUGGUGUAAUAUUUUGUUACUUUAGGCUAAAUAUUGCUGAGUUAUCUUCAUUUACAUUGUAUACAUAGCAAGAGGGUUGUCAAUUUGAAAUAUAUAUUAUACAUGUAUUACCUCUUUUUAAAAUAAUCAUGAAAGUAAGCUUUUUGAUGUACAAAAUUGUGAUUUGUAUCUGUAGAAAAUAUCUUUCCCUUUUUGAUGUAGUUUUAUUACAAUAAUUGUUCAUUGUUGAAAUAAGUUUACAUCAGUUUGUUGUAUAGAUGACAAAUCUAGAUGGAAUUAAAAUCCUUGUGAAGAGAAAUUAAGGAAAAAGGAAACUUAGAUAUAUAAUGUUAGUGCUUUCACCGUGAUAUAUGUCGAUACAUAUCGAUACAUAUCGAUACAUGUAUGAUUAGAUCUAUUAUAUUUGCUUUGCUUUUCAUGAGUCUGAUAAAGGUUAAGAAAUAACUUACAGUAUAUACUUGUGAAAUAUUUAUGGGGAUUUGAUGAAUUUCACUUUUCUAAACAAAAUCAUGUUAAAUUGAUCCAUGUAACAUUUCCUAUAUUUUGUUUUUAAAAACAAAUUCAAAACUGAAAUAGGUAUCACCAAUGUUUUCCUUUGGUGGGGAAUAUUUAAGUGAGUGCAUCAUGAAAAAGUUAACGUUUCAUCUUUAUCAUUUACAUGUAAUAGGUGUUUGGGUAAAUCAUGCGUUCCAUUUUGAGGGAAAAAUCAGUCUUCAGAAUCAUGUUUUCAGGAAGAACUUGAUGUAACAUUAUAGUGUAGGUUCACAUUGUUCAUGUGAAAUGGAUCAUCUCAAAUUUUAAAGCCAUACUGUACAGGAAGCACUACCACAAAAUCCACUCUAGCGCCAUCUAAGGUCAGCUGUAGCCUUAUCGCCCCAUAUAGUCCUCUGUCUGCGAUGUGAGAAUUAGGCAUUGGGUUACGCACUAAUGGCAAUUUGAUCAUGAGAUGGCGCUGUGCAAUAAACGGUAUGCUAGGGCAAAAAAAUUCUUAAGUUCAGUAUCGCUUUAAAUAUUCCUCUCUCUUUUAUACAGCUCUUAUUGAAAAGAAUGCUAAUACAACAAACCUUUCAUAUUUUGUGCAUCACACAUGCACAUGCAGGCAUGAGUUAGCCCAUGCUUGUCGGACAUUUUUAAAGACAUGUUUUUGAAGUGUAGAGAAGUAUAUUUGUUAUCUAUUUUGUGAAACAAGUUGUAAAUCUUGCGAGAGGUUUAAUUGCCAAUUUCAAUAUUAUUUUCAAUAUUUUAAUUUAAAGUGAAAAGCAGAUGUUUUGAAAAUUUCCUUUAAAAUGUUGUUUAUAUGUUGUAUGUAAGCUAGAAGAAUAUAUCAAAUAUUGUUUCUUUUGUUUUUUCAUCAUUAUUAUUAAUUUUAUAUUACUCUUUAGAUUAUAUGCAUUCUUUUAUUGUCAAUUCACAAUUUGAUAAAGUAGUAAUUUCACUUUUAUAUAGUGCAGAUACCAUAGUAAUAUUGAAAUGAUUUAUAUAGACAUAGUUAAUAUUUAUAUAAUUUUAUCAUAUGCAUCGGAAGAACUUCUUUCUGUUUAUUUAGUUGGAAUAUAGUAAUCAUGUGCGAUGGAAUAGGUUUGAAAAACCUUGAUUUUACAAUUUGUUUGUAUUAUUUUAGUUUACACCUCGAACAUAUAUAUGUGAAUUGCUAGAAAAAUAAAAUGUAAGCUAAGGAAAUUUUAUUUCCUUGUCUGCCUUUAAAUCAUUGAA